This is a messenger RNA of Paracoccidioides lutzii Pb01, 414 nucleotides long. RefSeq lists its product as hypothetical. The record is from RefSeq and is a predicted model, not a curated record. The coding region runs from base 1 to 414 and encodes 137 amino acids. Gene Ontology annotation, molecular function: acyl carrier activity; acyl binding. Gene Ontology annotation, biological process: fatty acid biosynthetic process. Gene Ontology annotation, cellular component: mitochondrion. The transcript has 3 exons.
AUGUUCCGUUCCGCCGUUGCCCGGUCGCUGCGCGCUGCCUCUACACCCGCUCGCGCUUUCAUCAGACCAUCUGGAGCCGCUUUCCAACUCCCAAGGAGCUCGCUCUCUGCCAUCCGCCCAGCCCAAUUCACACCAUGCUUCACCUGCCAGACCAUCCGAUCAUAUUCUGCCCCCGCUGGUCUAACGGAGCCUGAGAUUGAGGGUAGAAUAGUCGAUUUGUUGAAGAACUUUGACAAGAUCAACGGCAAAUCACACUUUGCGAAUGAUUUGGGACUGGACAGCUUGGAUACCGUUGAGGUUGUGAUGGCCAUUGAGGAGGAAUUCAGCAUCGAAAUCCCCGAUAAGGAAGCAGAUGCUAUCCACAGCAGUAGGUUACCUUCUUCCAUAGAGAUCGAGAUACCAGGUUCCGAAUAG